Messenger RNA from Salvia hispanica, 1840 nucleotides. RefSeq names its product ferrochelatase 1. NCBI's taxonomy places the organism in Eukaryota, Viridiplantae, Streptophyta, Magnoliopsida, Lamiales, Lamiaceae. Gene Ontology annotation, molecular function: protoporphyrin ferrochelatase activity. Gene Ontology annotation, cellular component: mitochondrion. The record is from RefSeq and is a predicted model, not a curated record. Gene Ontology annotation, biological process: heme biosynthetic process.
AAUUAGAGAAAUUUUCACAUUUUCUACCUAAUCAAAUUGAAGAAUCUCGCAAAAACCCUUUCAACUUUUAAUUUGCUUAUAUAUAUAUACAACUUGUUUCUCAACGGAUUAAGAGUUUGGAGUGGAGUUGUUGUGAAUCGUUGAAAAUGGAAGCUGUUGCUGUAGGCUCUCGGAUUCUUCCCCAAAUCAGUCUUAAUCAGAAUUCUGAAUCGUUGCACCAUCAUGUUAAAUCUAAUCCAUCCUUCGUUAACACAACCAAACUUUCUGUGGAUCGGUGUUCUAGUUCCAGCAACGCAAAAAACUCUGCUUCCGGAGGCUUGUCUUUGAGACUUCCGGUGCAGAGGAAGAUCAUUGUUGGAAGAACACAUUGUUCGACUGGGGUAUGCACAUAUCCUGUGGGCGCUUUUGAGUCGCAUUCUAUCACUGACGAAGAAAAGAUUGGAGUUCUGCUUCUGAAUCUUGGAGGCCCUGACACUCUAAAUGAUGUUCAGCCUUUCCUGUUCAAUUUGUUUGCUGACCCAGAUAUUAUUCGUCUUCCCAGGUUGUUCCGAUUCCUUCAACGCCCUUUGGCACAGUUGAUUUCAGUGUUGAGAGCUCCUAAGAGCAAAGAAGGUUAUGCUUCCAUUGGUGGAGGUUCUCCUUUGCGCAAGAUAACAGACGAGCAGGCAAAUGCGUUGAAAACUGCUCUUGAAGCUAAGGAGGUUUCUGCUGAUGUCUAUGUAGCAAUGCGAUAUUGGCACCCGUUUACGGAGGAAGCUGUUCAUCAGAUUAAGAGAGAUAGGAUUACAAGGCUUGUCGUGUUGCCACUGUAUCCCCAAUACUCUAUUUCAACAACUGGCUCAAGCGUCCGCGUUCUUCAAGAAAUGUUUAGGAAUGAUGCACAUCUGUCGAGAUUACCUGUUGCUGUCAUACAGUCAUGGUAUCAGCGGCAAGGUUAUAUCAGGUCUAUGGCUGACUUGAUCGAGGGGGAGCUACAGAAUUUCUCGAACCCUGAAGAGGUGAUGAUAUUUUUCAGCGCCCACGGAGUUCCUGUCAGCUAUGUUGAGAAUGCUGGUGAUCCGUACCGAGACCAGAUGGAAGAGUGCAUCUUCCUAAUAAUGCAAGAGCUCAAGUCGAGAGGAAUCGGAAAUGAUCAUACUUUGGCUUACCAGAGCCGUGUGGGACCUGUGCAGUGGUUAAAGCCAUACACUGAUGAAGUUCUUGUUGAUCUCGGCAAACAAGGUGUCAAGUCCCUCCUCGCAGUUCCUGUGAGUUUUGUGAGCGAGCACAUAGAAACUCUCGAAGAAAUUGACAUGGAGUACAGAGAAUUGGCUCUUGAAUCAGGCAUUGUGAACUGGGGUCGUGUCCCUGCUCUCAACUGUACGCCAUCGUUCAUCACUGAUCUGGCUGAUGCAGUAAUCGAAGCACUGCCUUCUGCUAUGGCUAUAUCCAACUCCAAUACCACCACCUCAGACAAUGCUGAAAAUGGUUUCGUGGCAUAUGCUGUCAAAAUGAUCUUUGGUUCAAUCUUCGCGUUCCUUCUGCUAUUAUCACCUAAACUGAUGUCUGCGUUCAAGAGUCGCGUUCUGUAGACGACUUCAAUUAACUAAACAAGCGAGGAAGGGAUCAUUCUAACAUGCGUUAGCAGGUUACCCUUUGAAGGACCCUAUGGAUACUCUUAACCAGAUAGCAUAGAAUAGGUUAUAGUGCCUUCUCAUCACUUUGAAAGGUUCUUAUUUUGUUACCCUUUUUCUUGUGGAAAUCAUAAAGGAGAGAUGCUCUGAUCGACUGUUGUUUUUGUUUAUUGAAGGCUGAAGAGAAUAUUAAUUUAGUUGAGUUCAAUACAAUUUAGUUGGAUUCU